This is a messenger RNA of Fundulus heteroclitus (mummichog), 1090 nucleotides long. RefSeq names its product transcription factor HES-5-like. The record is from RefSeq and is a predicted model, not a curated record. The transcript is spliced from 2 exons. Gene Ontology annotation, biological process: anterior/posterior pattern specification; regulation of neurogenesis; regulation of transcription by RNA polymerase II. The coding region runs from base 49 to 537 and encodes 162 amino acids. NCBI's taxonomy places the organism in Eukaryota, Metazoa, Chordata, Actinopteri, Cyprinodontiformes, Fundulidae. Gene Ontology annotation, molecular function: protein dimerization activity; DNA-binding transcription factor activity, RNA polymerase II-specific; RNA polymerase II cis-regulatory region sequence-specific DNA binding. Gene Ontology annotation, cellular component: nucleus.
AGCCAGCGAAGAUCAGAUUCUCUCUACAGAGAGCACAGAGAUCCGACCAUGGCCCCUACAAGCCCCGCAGCAAUUACCACCUCUCAGGAGCACCUGGCCCUGAACCACAAGCUCAGAAAGCCUCUGGUGGAGAAGUUACGCAGAGAGCGAAUCAACAGCAGCAUCGAGCAGCUCAAGUCUCUCCUGGGUCCAGAGUUCCUCAAGCAGCAGCCAGACUCCAAGCUGGAGAAAGCAGACAUCCUGGAGAUGACCGUCUGCUUCCUGAGACGACUGCAGCAGCAGCAGCAGCAGCGUCCAGCUGUGGACUCAGUGGCUGUUGAUCAGGGCUACUCCAGAUGUGUUCAAGAGGUGGUGCACUUCCUGUCCAAAGACGAUCUGAGGACACAGUCCCAAAGAGGACUCCUGCACCACUUCAGCAAGCUGCAGUCCUCCUCUGAGAGGAGCCUGAAAGACAUUUCUCCUCUGAGCUCCACAGUCCAGGCUGCCAUUAAGAAAGAGAAGAGUCCGUCCAACAGCUCUCUCUGGAGGCCGUGGUGAAAAAUAAAGUCAGGCCCUGGAAAAACAAAGUUUCCGUACUUAUGCUCACCCUUAUGCUUCUCUUGUAUCUAAGAGCUAUUGUCUGUAUCACAGUAUUAUUUGUGGUGCCUUUUGUAAAGGCUUGACCAUGUUUUUCUUCAACAAGAAAUUCUGUAUUAUUUUGUUUUCGAAAUGUAGUCACUCGUUUGGAAGCUCGUAGUGUGUGACGUAAACAGCAUUAUUCUUAAUGUGAACACCCAAAUAAUGUUGGCAGUGCCGACAACAGUGUAUAAUUUGUUCCAUUUUUGGGGACCGUUUUGUUUUCAUGUUCAAACAUGUUUCAGAUUUGUAUGUUUCCCUUCUGAUUGAUCUGGCCUCGUUGGUUUUUGAAAAUCUUAAUGUCAUGCUUUUCUGUGUAGCAGAUGAGAUUCAAGACAAAUGUGCUGCUUUAUAACUCUGUGAGUGUCAGCACCCACACCUUCGAUGAAGGAAUCCUUAUUUGGCUAAUGUCUCAUGAUGAAUGUAUCUCUUCAAACCAAGUGAUGCGCAAUAAAACAAUCAGAAAAACAACAUA